Molecule: messenger RNA, 6879 nt
Organism: Biomphalaria glabrata
Lineage: Eukaryota; Metazoa; Mollusca; Gastropoda; Planorbidae
Product: HEAT repeat-containing protein 1-like
Exons: 45
Coding region: 283-6762 (2159 amino acids)
Biological process (GO): maturation of SSU-rRNA from tricistronic rRNA transcript (SSU-rRNA, 5.8S rRNA, LSU-rRNA); positive regulation of transcription by RNA polymerase I
Cellular component (GO): t-UTP complex; 90S preribosome; small-subunit processome
Molecular function (GO): snoRNA binding
Source: RefSeq, a predicted model, not a curated record
AUACAGUUUAGCGUGUUAUAUUGAAAGGCAAGGGACAGUACUGGCAUUAACUUUGCACUUGAAUAGCGCCUGUGUUAUGGUCAUCUGAUCAUAAGCCUGCGCAGACCGGAGACACAGUGUAAAAGGAAAGCGGCAGUUUGAGACCGGAGACCGAGACUGUUAGUCGACCAUGAAGUUGGUCCUGGUGCAGUCCUCCAGUGAAACAAACGAGUUUAGGAAUCUAAGAGACAGUAGAGUUUAUGAAUAUUGUAUCAAGUCACAAGAAAGUUUAAAGAAAGGAAAAUGACUUCUUUAGCUGCCCAGUUAAGACAAUUAGCAGUCCCUGAAACUCAAAUACUUCUCAGUGGUGACCUGAAGCAAGCUUCUUUUCUUUACGAUGAGGGGGAAGCAGCUAAAUUUGAUAAACAGCAUUUCUAUAACAUAGGUAUUAAUGGCCUCCAGCAGUUGAUAGAGAAAGAUGCAAGGUUCAUGGUAUAUGAACACAACUUGUUCAGCCCAUCCUCACAGACCCUACAGCGUUAUGUACAAACUUCAGACGUCAACAAAAAACUGGAUGACACCAUCAAUACAUUUCUUCUGAUGUUAUCCCCCUACAUGCAGCUUCGAGAAGCUCACAAAGCAAUGGAAUGGAUGGUUCACAGAUAUAAUGUUCACCUACGCAAUGUCGAUGUUUUGAUGAUGAGUGUGCUACCUUAUCAUGACCAGCAACCAUUUGUUAUGGCUCUGCGUCUACUGAAAAUGAAUAGCAAUGAGUGUAUCAAAUGGAAAUGGCUUGAACCUGUAAAGAAAGGUGGAAGCUUCUUGCCCAGACAGACUCUUAUUCAACAUUGCAAGUCUGUCAAAGGUUUUUUAGGAUUUAUUUGCAACAUGCUACAGAAACAUAUUGAGGCCAAUACAGAUGAUGAAGGCAACCCAUCAGCUCGACAUUUGCAAAGAGUAGUUUUGUUCUACACCCAAAUUAUUACAGGUACUUUGCAGAUGGGGCCUCCUUCCGAAACAAUGCUCUCCACCUUACUGCCGGCUAUCACAGUUGGUCUUAAGUCACAGCAGCUACCUGAGCUAGUGAUGUCCUCCUACAUGAUACUGGUUCAAAUUGUGGCACAGACCUCUUUGGCCAAUACAUUGCUUGAAUCUCUGGUCAAUGUCAUAGCAAAGAAUGUUGAACCAAGCCUUUUAAAGAAUGCUGUGACUGUCCUUACAAUCAUGUAUCAAAGACAAAAUAUCACUAGAAUACCUAAAAAAGCUUUCAAGUAUUUAUGCAGACAUGCUUCGCUGAAGCCAAUACUGGCUGGUUUAGACAGUGAAGCUAAGAUUGAGCCUUUCCUUUGUCCAUUCAUGCAAGCCCUGACCAAAAAAGCUCUUAAGGAAGUGAGUGUCAAUGCUUUAACUAGUGACAGUAAUCCAGAAGAUAAUGAGGAUGUAUCACAGGCCUCGCCAAUGUCACUGCUCAUUGAAAUGCUUACAACAAUGACAAUGGAAAAGGAUGUAAUCAUUGUCAUAUUUAGAGUAUUACUAACUUGGUUUGUACAACAAAGAUCAGGCUCAUCAAUGGAGGUAGAGGAUUAUCAAGUAGAUGCUCCUUUUAGAUUAUUCAGAAUUUUAGAAAACAGAUUUUCAACUAUUGUAGAGAGUAUUAUACAGGAAGCAGCUGACAAUGCAGAUGAUCCUGAGAUGCAAGAAGUGAUUAGAAAUCUUUUAGAAAAAUCAGCUACUUCAGCUCAGCAGGAUCUGAACACAGACCCAACAUCUAACUUAAUAAUCUGUCUAUACCAUAGACACAGCAUUGUGAGAAAGCAAGCUGUAGAAAGGUUGCUCCAGGAUGUUAACUUGUUGGAUGAUAAAGCUAGUGUUCAAUCUGCAUUGGCAUUGAGGCUACAGGAUACAGAUCCUACAGUUGUUGCUGCUGUGUUAAACAACCCAUUGGGUCUUUGGGAGUUAUUUGAAGAUAAAGUUUUUUUGUAUCAAACUUUAUUGAAGAAACUUCAAAAUAUUGGCUCUGAAAAGAACACAGUUAGAGAUAUUACUAUCAAGGCCCUGUGCUACUUACCUGACAAUGUGGCAGACGAAAUUGAAAUUACUGGAAUCAUUAUGUCCUAUUUUCUACCAGCAGAAGUGGAAGAUAUGGAGCUUCUCCAGAAUAUUCUGAACUCAUCCCUUGCAGGAAGGCACAGUCUGCUCAUCCAUCUUAAGAAACAUUGGCAACCUUGUUUAAACCAGAAAAUUGCAAGUGCUGAUGAUAUGGCUAGUUUGUUUGUUAAACUGAUAGAUGCGCUGACAUCUUACAUCAUUAAAGGAAACAUGCCACCAGACAAAUUUGUGGAGACUCUGUAUACAAAUCUUCAUGUUAGCUCCAACCUAAGAACAGCUGCCUUCAUUAUUUUAUGUGUCUGUGAACAUUUGAUCCAAACUGUGACCAACCAACUGGUGAAAUCUAGUCUUCAGAGGUUGACAGCCUUUUUCAUCUCAGAUUUAACUCUCAACAAGCACAUCAUACUAGUCAAGAAUGACAAUGUGAGUGCCAUCAGCCUAUCCCAAUGUUUGAGUGUCAUUGUGUCACAGGAUCACAUUCCCAUGUCAUUCUUUGUUCCUUUACUGGACAAACUGGCCAUGAAAUCUGUACUAUUAUCUCUCAAAGAUGCCAAUUUUUGGAUGUUGUCGACUGGCCAAACAAGCGUGGAAUCCAAUUGGCUUCAGACCAUUGUUAUUAUCUUCAGUCUUAUGUUUGAGCUGUUAAAUCAAAAGAAAAGUGUACCCCACGAGCUGGCUAAGACAAAUAUAGCUCAUUUGCAACAGUUACUUCGAGAUCCCAAGGAUAUGCUCAAGUUUUUGUGCAUGGUUUGGAUGGCUUCUGACAAUCAAGGAGUGAGCACUAAGUUUAAAGCUGAAACCUUACAGUUUAGUCAAGUGUUUCUGAAAUCUCUCUCUGCCCAUGAAAAAGAAACAUUGUUGACCAAAUGUUUACCAGUUCUACCAUGUCUUCUUAUUUUGCUGUCAAGCCAGUUUGAGAAAGUUCGGGAAAUGGCUGUAAACAUGUUAGAAUUAUUGACUAAAACAGCAUCUGCGAGUUCACACUUACUUUGGUUCUCUGGAAAUCUUUUAAAGUACAAGCAGGAAGUGACUAAAGACAAUGAGUUUUUGUCACAAGUUUUGACAAAUAUUUUAGAAGGAGAGUUGGCAUCUUGUGAGUCCCCUGCUAAGAAGCGUAAGAGAACAAGCAGUGCUCUCCCUGUACAUCUAGAAUGUGUUGAUUUCUUUAUGAAGCUUAUUUCAGAUACUACACCUUGUAGUAUCAAAUGUGGACUGUUGGCUAUUUUGUCAAGACUUGAUACAGUUGAGAGUUUUGAGCCUUUAAUACCUGUGCUAAAGAACCUAUUAGAUUUAAUGGAAAAAUCAAAUCUUUCACAUGAACACAAAACUGUUGAUCUAAGUGUGGAACAAAAAGAACUGGUGUCUCUUCUAAUAAAACGUUUCACUAGUAAUGUGGCUGGAUGUAUUGGAGAGAAAUCUGAAUGCCUGCAGACUUUACUAAAAGCUCUGAAAAGUUCUUUUAAAAUCAAGGAAUCUGGUGACACAGUUCAAAUGUUGCUACUGAAACAGCUAAGUGGCCCAUUUCUGGCAGCUGUUCCUCUGUCUUCACGUCAAGCUAUAUUUACAGAACUGCUGACAGUGCUGAGUACAACCUCUAACCCUGAGGUGGGAAGACUCUGUAAGAAAGUGGUGAAACAUAUGACUCUUGACUCAGUGAUAGUAAUAGAAGAACUGAAGACAGUCCUUACAACAUCUUCUCCUGGAACUAUUCGUGAGGCAAAGAAACAAAAGUUACAAGCAUCAGGGUCAGAUGAGAACUCAGAAUUUGACAAAUUACACUGGAAACGUAUUGUUCUUCUUUUUGAGAUGAUUCAAAUUAAAAAGAAAAUCAGUAAUGCUGUGCCACUCAUUCCAGCAGCUUUUCAAGUACUUGGCAGAGUUUUAGAAUUAGAACAUAAAGGCUCUGGAGAGUACUUCAAGCAACUAAUUCUUGGUACUAUCAACUUUAUUUGUUCUCGUCAUCAAAAACAUAGUGAAGAAAAUGAUAAUACUGAUUCAGUGAAAGGAGAACAUCUAAACAUGGAGCUUAUUGUCAACUGUGUUAGGAGUUCUGAUAAUCCACAUACACAUCAGCAAGCUCUGAUGUUACUAAGUACUGCUGCCAAGAUUGCCCCAGGAUUACUUCUUCACAAUAUGAUGACAGUGUUCACAUUUAUGGGAGCAAAUAUCUUACGUCAGGAUGAUGCUUACAGUUUUCAUGUUAUUGGCAAAAUCUUAGAGAAUGUUAUUCCUGCACUCAUACUAGCUUGCCAAGAAAAGAGUAAAGAUAAUGAUAAGAAGAAAAAGUCUUCAAAAGACAAGAUCAGAUCAGAAGAAAUGAUGACAGUGAUACUUAGGGUGUUUGUAGAUGCCAUUCCACACAUACCAUCUCACAGAAAGAUUGUGCUGUUUGAAAAACUGAUGUCCAUCUUGGGAGCUGACAGAUACUUGUGGAGACUGAUUUUAUUGUUCAUUGAAAGUGUAACAGUCAGAUCCAAAACUUUGGAAGAAAAUCAAGUCACUGAGACGGAGAAUGAAAAGUCCUCUGGACCAUUGAACCUAUCAGACUUGGAGUUCCUGUCUAGCAUUGUAGAAAAAUUCUCCUGUACUCAAUUGUUCCAAUGUUAUCAAUUGUCUCUGUCAUAUGUGCUAGAGCUUCCAGAGGAAAAACAAGGGAUUCAAGUGUUACAGUUCAACAAAGAAAGUUUAAGUCUAGAAGAUAUGAGCUCAGAGGACAUGGAGAUAUUUAGUAUUUCACAUCACAGUGCUAAGCAACUGAGGCAUUUCAAGUUUGCUACUGUCUAUGCUUUGAAUGAAUUCAUCUGUAGUCAACAUUUAGUAGCUCAGAUGGCUGUAAGUGACCCAAGUGUGUUUCUAAAUAACUAUCAAAGUUUGUUGGAGACUGUCUUGAAGUUUAUUGGACAAGUUACAGAGUCUAGUCAAAGACUUAGAGAAAGCAAUAGUUCCAGGUUCUGGAGAAUUUUAUUGAACAAGUCGCAUGAUGUGCUAGACAAUCUUGUCAAUCUCCUACCUGAUUCAAUGUUUAUGGAUGUGGUGUCUGGAUUAAUGAAUCAUUCACUGCCUCUUGUACAGAGGAGAGCUAUGGAGUUACUUAAUAACAAAUUGCAACAUUAUAAGGAGAAUCUGACACCAGCUCAGAUUGAUAUGCUAAUCACUAUGACAACUAAACUGAUAUCUAUAGCAAGUCAGUGCCUGUUGAAAGGUAAAACAUCUGUUAAAGAAGAAAAUUUAGUCAAUGGACAGACAGCACUAUAUUCACUCAAAGUCUUAUGUCGUGUCUUAGGAGAUAAACACGAGCACCUGACUGAGAUAUUACAGUUAUGUAUAAAAGUUCUUUCACGACACACUGACAAUGGCAUGGUUUGUGCGUCCUCCUUGUUGUGUGUAGCUGAGGCAGUGAGCAGUCUUAAACUACACUCCAUUGAAUUCCUGACACAAUUUAUGCCAUUGGUUAUUGAUCACCUGAAAUCUCCAGCUAUCACAGAGCAUGAAGUUCUUCUCCUGGCAGCCAUAACCUCAUUACAGAAAAUUGUUGAAUCAAUGUCAGCAUUCCUUAGUCCAUUCCUUGUAGACAUCAUUGUACAGGUUUGCCUUAUAAGUUCCAAUGUAGAGUCUCAGUCAGAUGCACAUAAACCUACAGUGAUACAAAAAAUAAAACUUAUUUGUUCUACAUUAUCAGUUAUGACACCAACUAGAACCUUCCUGCCUGGACUAGAAAAAUCUUUCACAGCUCUAGAGGAUAAAUUUGUGACUUGUGCUGAAUACGCUAUGACAAUGUUAAAAGAUCAUAUUGUGAAAAUGUCCAAAGACGACCUCACAACAUUCUCUCCGGAUCUUCUCAAAUUUUUCUUUGCCUGUUUUGAUCUUCGAGCAACACAUAAUGAGUUAAGUGAUGAAGAUCUGAAUGUAAUUGAAGGAUGCAUUAUUGAAGCCUUUGUGUGUUUAGUAUUUAAACUUUCUGAAGCUCAGUUCAAACCAAUGUUACUUCAGAUUUACAACUGGGCAACUGAUGAAAAUGUGAACAAAAAGAGAUUAAUUGUCUUCUACAGACUUUGUGACAGUCUUGCAGGCAAACUAAAGAAUCUGUUUACAUUGUUUGCUGGUCACAUCAUCAAACACAGUGCUGACAUGUUGGACACAAACAAUAGAAGCAAACAAAAAUGUAAAUUAUUUGGCAAAGGGAAAGCUGCUCGUGCCAAGGUGUGCGGUCUGUUGGUGCAUAUUAUAGACUGCUUACAGAAAACAUUUGCUCAUGACACAGAAGGUUUUUUGACCAAGGAAAGAUUUGAUACUGUCAUGCAAUCUUUAGUUGAUCAGCUGGAGAACACAUUGGGCAAACCUUCAGUAUGUGAAGACAGAAUUCUAAACCAUGUUGUUCCAUGUAUUGCCAGUCUGGCAGCAGCUGCUCAUGAUGAUUCACUGUGGAAAGACUUAAACUAUCAAAUUCUACUCAAGACUAGACAUGAAAACUUCAAAGUUCGAAUCUGGGCUCUAGCAGCCAUUGAUGCUUUCCACAAACAAUUGGGAGAGGACUACACACAACUUGUGCCUGAAACAAUACCAUUUAUGGCUGAACUCAUGGAAGAUGAGCACGAUGAAGUGGAAAAAUUGACUCAGAAAGUUCUGGCUGCCAUGGAAGUUUCAGUGGGAGAAAAUUUACAAGAAUAUUUUUAGAAUAAUUAUGUACAGAACUGAAUUACGUAUUUUUCUCUUUAAUCUUGCUGUACUUUAUGUGUAAAAUAGGUUGAUGAAUACAAAAAAAAUGUAUUAUUAAAAAGUAUAUAAUUGAAA